Saccostrea echinata is the source of this 420-nucleotide messenger RNA. RefSeq lists its product as uncharacterized. The record is from RefSeq and is a predicted model, not a curated record. The coding region runs from base 52 to 420 and encodes 122 amino acids. The transcript has a single exon. Lineage: Eukaryota; Metazoa; Mollusca; Bivalvia; Ostreida; Ostreidae.
AGCAUCAAUAAAGGAUCACUACUCAAGUCAAUCACAACCAAGUCAGGGAAAAUGCCAUCUGACAUAGCAGUGACAAAAAGUGGAGAUCUAGUUUAUACUGAUUCCAGUGAUAGAACUGUGAACAUUGUGAAGAAUAAGAAGAUAGAGGAGGUGAUCAGACUACAGAACUGGAUACCUACAGGUGUCUGUAGUACCUCCUCUGGUGACCUCCUGGUUAUCAUGUGCAGUGAUGAUUACAAACCAACAAAAGUUGUCUGUUACUCUGGUUCCACAAAGAAACAAACCAUUCAGUUUGAUGAUAAAGGUAAACCUCUCUAUUCAUCUGGUAUCUAUUACAGAUACAUUACUGAGAACAGGAACCUGGAUAUCUGUGUGUCUGAUAGUGGGGCUAAAGCAUUAGUAGUGGUUAAUAAUUCAUGA